Molecule: messenger RNA, 971 nt
Organism: Colletotrichum acutatum
Lineage: Eukaryota; Fungi; Ascomycota; Sordariomycetes; Glomerellales; Glomerellaceae
Exons: 1
Coding region: 174-896 (240 amino acids)
Source: RefSeq, a predicted model, not a curated record
CCAAGGGAUCGCUGGAAAAGCGAAAGGCGCCCGCUAAGCUCUCUAGUUGCCUCAUCUCCCCCACGCUCCCUUGCAUCACCCACGGCUUCUCGCCCAUCAACACCAUCAUCAACCACGAUGUGAUGCUUCAUCGCUCGGUAUCCGCAUUCCAAUAACAUUUCAUCAUCACCGGAAUGCGGGAGAAAAUCAACUCCCUUGGCUGCCACCAAAAUUCGACCCGGUUCUCGGAUCCACGACAGACAUCCAACGCGUGCUGUGUAACUCCAGGGGAAACCCAGGGGAAACCCAAUGCCGACGACGCUUUCGAUUGCUUUUGCACUACAGCCCAUCUUCUCUUUGUCAAACUGGUCUUGUUCGCAAUAUCGUUCUGGGUCUGUGGGCUGUCGUCGCGUGGUACUUGUCCACCGCGCUGGAGACCGUCCACGAGUAGAUGGGCGAGUAAUGAGGCUCAAUCCAUGUCCAUCGUCAGACUAGCGGAACGUCAGUCAAGACAUCUCGGGCCACCGCCCAAAUGUGUUCAGAACACAACACCAAAUCAUCACAAAGCGCGCCUGCCAUCCUCCAAGCCCAAUCUUCCACGCUGGUCUGUGACUCGCCGCCUCUCUUUCUUUUGCUCUCCAGCUGCAAGCCCACAUCUGCUCACAGCGAGCUUUCCAAAGACCUCGGACAGGGUUGUCGUCCCUACGAAUGGGUACUCGCUCCCCGAGGAUCCCGUACCGUCCCGCUUGCAACCACAGGGCUCGGUCCAUGGACCACAGGCAAUGGUCCACAAACCAUACCCGGACGACUGGAAGGCUAGGCGUGCUAGGGCAGAUCAAGGGAUCUUUGACAAGUGUCGACUGUCGUUAUCUUUGCGCCAAGCUGGCAUGGCCGCCCCCUGCAUCGGCUUUGGAUGAGGACAUUUACACUGCAGCGGCGCGGCCUCCCUGCCGGAAGUAUGCGUGCGAAUAGCAUCUGCGUGCCAGUGCCGC